AUGGCCAUCCCUGCAACCCUUGAGCCAGAGGCUGUCACCUCUUACAUAAUUUCCAUUCUUCAAGACUCAGACUACACUCCCUACAUCGGCGAGCCAAUCUCUCAGCUGCAGCAUUCCCUGCAAUGUGCUGCGUUGGCCGCCGAGGCAUCUCCAGCCGUGGAUGAAGCUACACAGGUUGCUGCGCUGCUUCAUGAUGUUGGGCAAUUCGCCCCAGCAGAUGACUUGAUUGCUUCAGCAAGUCUUCCAAUUCAAAACUUGGGAGAUGCUCCGGCUACACAGAGCGUUGGACGUGUUGGCCAUGAGACUCUGGGAGCCCGCCUGCUGCUCUCACUAGGCUUCUCUGACAAAGUUGCUCGCCUGGUGGAAUCGCACGUAGCAGCCAAACGCUAUUUGUGUGCCGUAGAUGAGUCUUAUAAUGACUUACUCUCAGAAGCAAGCAAAAAGAGCCUCUUUUACCAAGGCGGGCCAAUGACUUCAGAAGAAGUAAAGGAAUUCAGCUCGGGUCCGUGGUGCCAGGAAAUGUGCCAGCUCAGGAAGUGGGACGACGAGGCAAAGAUUGAAGGACUCGUAGUGAGAGAUUUGGACAGCUGGAGGGAGGCGAUUCAGAGGCAGAUUGAGCGAAGAUGA
Trichoderma breve is the source of this 627-nucleotide messenger RNA. Its product is annotated as HD domain-containing protein. NCBI's taxonomy places the organism in Eukaryota, Fungi, Ascomycota, Sordariomycetes, Hypocreales, Hypocreaceae. The transcript has a single exon. The record is from RefSeq and is a predicted model, not a curated record. The coding region runs from base 1 to 627 and encodes 208 amino acids.